Molecule: messenger RNA, 1053 nt
Organism: Megalops cyprinoides (Indo-Pacific tarpon)
Lineage: Eukaryota; Metazoa; Chordata; Actinopteri; Elopiformes; Megalopidae
Exons: 4
Coding region: 189-965 (258 amino acids)
Biological process (GO): cell surface receptor signaling pathway; T cell costimulation; cellular response to lipopolysaccharide
Cellular component (GO): external side of plasma membrane
Source: RefSeq, a predicted model, not a curated record
UUUAUUGAAUGUAAGUAAGCCUCUGCCCUCGCAAGCACCACCCAGAAGUAAUCAUUAAUUUAUAGUAUCUUGUAAAGCUGCAGAGAGGUUGAAUAUUCUACAACCUUUCUUGGGAAAGACUCAAAAGAAUAAACUGACAAGCUGUCAGAGGGACGUUUCAGACCAUAUCAGAGUUCAGCUCAGCGCACAUGUGCUGUGAUCCAAAAAUGGGGGUCGUCACUGCAGCAGCCUUUUUCCUUUUCCUUUUUGCAGUUGUCACCUCUACCACCAAUGGCUUGGUGGAGCUGCACGCCAACAGGUUGGUGACAGCACAGUGCCACAGCCGAGUGACGCUGCACUGCAACAUCUCCUCGCUGAAUGGCCUCUCGGUCACGCUCCUAGCCUGGAUCCAUGAAAAGACAGGGGAAAAUCUGUGCUCGUUCGACAACAAGGCGUCACAUAAACCAGAUGCUAGAAUCCUGUGCGACUACAUGCCCGAGAAGCAGCUGGCCCUGACCUUCAAGCAUGUGUGGCCUUCAGACCAGGGAACAUACAUCUGCAAACUGCGCUCCAACCAGGGCAUGAAACACGUCAGCUCUGCUGUGAAAGUACAAGAAUGUCACGGACAUGCCAAACAACACUCGUCCUCGUCACAGGUGGAGUGCCAUUUCCAUGGGGUAUACCCCCAAGGUGAGGUGCACUGGUUUUUCCACGAGAAGAAUGUAACUCUGGACGCAACACCAGCCACCUGUGCCGGACCGGACCACAAGGGACUGUACAAUGUCUCCAGCAACCUCCCCACUGAAAAGACAACAGGGGACUACACCUGUUCUCUGUGGAUUCCCAGCACUGGAGAUUACCUGGUCAGCAAAAAGGUGAACGUGUGGAUGCCACCCACCCAAGACCAUCAGAGAAGCAGGGCCGCCUCAAGGCAUGUUGUGGGGCUGGGUUGGGCCCUGCUUCACAUCUGGCGCUUCAUUGUGUAACACUUCAGUUGUGCCCGGGGGGCUGCUUUUACAGGAAGCCACGUGACCAACACAGUUCACCCAGCCAAUAAAGAAACUGCAAAAAAGU